UUUCUCCAGAGUUAAGCGUCUUUGUUUGUGCGUGCGCACCACAGCGUGCUAUUCAUUAUACGAAACCGCAGUUGGGAUUUUUUCCGGUGCAUGUUUUAUAUCAUAAUAUUCACGGAAUCCAUCGGAGUAUAUCGUUUAUUGUGUCUGCAAACAGAGCUAUAGAGUCGGCGAACUUGGAUACAGAAGCAUAGUUGUUCCAGUCUGUUUUCCGUGGUCUGUGUCUUUGACGUGGCGUUGUCGACUCUCCGCAAAAGGCAAUGUGUAGGCAAACGUCUUUGGCUCUCUGUGCACACUCUGGACAAAGUGUCGUUUGCCAGGAUCACGUGAUUAAGUGAGUUCCGGUCCGCCAUGGCGUUCAGUGGGAUGACCAUCUUCUGGAUGGCCUUUGGCUGUCUGUUCGGACCGCUCUUCAUUGUGGCCUGCAUCAUGUCCGUCGUCAAAGCUGUCCGCGAUCGCAAGAGAAUCAAAGAGAGCAACUUGGCGAAGAAACAAGCUCGGGAGUCGGUGGACGCCGAUGCCACGCCUCGGCAGAACAACACAGUGAGAAAGCCGAACAUAAUGUUUAUCGAAGACGAAGACCGCAAGAACAAAUGGAAAAACCACGAGGGAGGCAGCGGCAAGCGGAGCACCCGAGAUCUCAAGGGGGAGAUAGCGGAAGCGGAAGUGUUGCAAAUGGUAACGGUGGCCAAGACGUACAAGUGACGGUGGAGCACAACACUCUUUGCGUCCCUAACGGAAAGGGCCCCACGGGCUUGGAGGAAGGGCUGGACAACCUGGGAUACUCUGUGAAUGACGCCAGAUCCAGCAACAGGUCAAGUAUCGAAAUGGAUACGUUGUGUUGCGAUGUGCACGAAUCACCUGUUCCAACAACGCCUUCAGAUGCGAGUUCAUGGCAGGCAACCACUGAUGUGGACACCGUGUCCGAUCCUACCACGCCCAUUGACCGCAGUCCAGAGCGAGGCCUGUCCCCCUCCUCUCGUCUCCUACCUAACUCGGCUGUGCACAUUGACAGUAAGACCCCGCAAAGCAACGGGUACACACUCAGUAACAACCAGCAGCACGGUCGGUCUUCCCCGCCACCCCCAAGUGACGGAAUUGACAACGUAAAGUUACAGGACUGCAACAAAAACAGUAAACGGCAGCAACAGCAGAAGCAUAAACGAGGCAUUCGUACAAAGCAUGAAGAUCCUCGGAAGAGCAACGACACGCGCAAAGACAAUUGGCAUGCCCGUGAGGCUAAUGGAGUGCGGGUGUUAAUGACUUCUCAAAGCGAAGAGCACGAAUUUGAUCUGCACUCGUCCCACGCUGUGGAAAGUGCUAGAAGAAAUUCCUACGCCGCUGGUAUAGAUGUGGGGUAUGAGAGGGACAAUGAUGUGUCACCAUCGAGAAGUUUCUCUGAGGACGAUCUGCAGCGACCUCAGAAGUUCGUGUCCGAAAGGAACAAGGGGGAGAUAAAUAAAGCGUUCAUAAGAAGCAACGAUGAACGUUUCAUUGAAAUGUAACUCCGUGGUGGCUACCGACGCCAGCGUGGUUUCACAGAAAACAUAAUAUACUAUUUGAACUGCCAGCGUUUUCUAUGGUCCAGGUUACCUUUUUUUAUCAAGGGGAAAUAGUUUUCAGGCCACAACUUGUCACAACUGCAAUAGCAGACACUGUCUUCGUUGCUUUUAUUUGUUUGGUAUAUGUAGACUAAUUUCGGUAAAGUUUCGACGACGUCAAUCUUAAUGCAGUGGCUCUGCAUUGACAAGACGAAGGAUCUAAAAUUCCCCUUCAAAACGCAAUUGAGUAAAAACAUGCUUUGAUAUUUAUCACUGAAACGUUAUGCACCUUGUACCUGGUCUCCGAAAGAGUUUGGGGAUCUUUACGCCACACAAACGGAUUAUACGCUCCAGAGAUGUUCCAGUGCAUGGAUUUCAUAUACAUUAACGUUAUGGCGGCGGGGAGUUCCCUUCUUGAGUAUACAUGCAUUAUUCGAAAGUUUUGCCGUACUUGCCACUCUCAACUGUAGCCUACAACUUUGGAAAGUCUCCACUUCCUCUCUGAAUACGUUUUUCCCUUAACGCCAAGUUCUGUUUUCCCCUCUGGAAGAUUGGAUAGCCGGAUAUGUCAAGUUACUGUUGAAGUACGGUUGCUUUUUAGAAUAGUUAAUCAAAUGUUACUUCCUGACAACCAAUAUGGAUCGAAAACAGAAGACUUUCCUUAAUGUUCUGGCUGAAGAACGAUGUGUUGCAACGUUGUACACUUGCUCAGAAAUCGUAUUUUUCAGAGAUAUGAUCAUCAAACUGAUCAUGACUGUACUUUCGCUCUUGAUACAUCCAGGAAAACCUAGGGAGUGGCUUCAUCGGUUUUUGAUUUUAACUUGAACAUAAUUAUAAACGUUCAUGGGAUCUUCUUCUUCUUCUUCUUCUUCUUCUUCUUCUUCUUCUUCU
This is a messenger RNA of Aplysia californica (California sea hare), 2429 nucleotides long. RefSeq lists its product as uncharacterized. Lineage: Eukaryota; Metazoa; Mollusca; Gastropoda; Aplysiida; Aplysiidae. The record is from RefSeq and is a predicted model, not a curated record. The coding region runs from base 591 to 1502 and encodes 303 amino acids. The transcript has 5 exons.